AUGGAGGUCUCCGAUCAGGAACAAAGCUCCCAAGAGCUAGAUUUAGAGGCGAUAACUAGGAAAAUUUCAUUUCUUGACAAAUGGAGGGAAAUCUUUAGUUUCCACAGGCUGGGAACCAAUAAUACAGCUCCUCAGGAGCCUGCAGGCAGCCAUGCAUCUGCUGAUGAAACUGAAGACAGAGCAGGAGAGCCUCAGCCCAGAGGACAAGGAUGUCUGCCAUCGGGUCACCUUUGUUCUAUUCCCAAACCUUCUAUCAUCAUUUCCAGAUCGGGCGGCUCUCCCGUCUCCCGAGCCAUGGCCGCGAAGCUGCGUCAGAGUCUCUUUGGAGACACAGUUGGCGUCUUCAGCCACGACUGGAAAGAGGCCUGUUUCAGGUUCCACGAUCCUUUCUCUGACCUGGCUUUUGCUUUGCAAGUGGGAAAGGGAGGUGCCCGGAGCAUUCAGAUGGCUGUACAAGGAUUCAUCAUCAAAUACUUGUUGUUUGCAAGGAAGGGAAAAGACUGUAACCUCCUCAGCUUACGCACCAUAAGCCGGCAGGAGCAGGAGCGGGCCCUGGCUGCUGCACUCGCUGGCAUCCUUUGGGCUGCAGGAGCGGCUCAGAAGGCCACCAUCUGUCUUGUCACUGAGGACACCUAUGUCGGCUCGACUCCUGACUACUCUAGGGACGAUUUCACCGAGCGGCUCCAGCUGUUUGAGCUUUUAGAGCAAGAAGCCACUGAGAGAUUCAUCUAUGAUCAUUUACAAUGGUUCAAAGGGGAAGGAAGCCAGGGAGUCAUCCUGUUUCUUUACAGCCUCAUCUUCUCCAGAACAUUUGAAAGGCUGCAGAAGGACCUAGACGUUUCCACGACUCAUCUGCUAAAACUAAAUGCUGGAGGCUUCCUGUGCAGGCAGGCAGUUUUGAACAUGAUUUUAACCGGAAGAGCCAGUCCAAACGUCUUUAAUGGCUGUCAGGAAGGAAAGUCUCAGGAUACACUGCACGGCGUCCUGACCCGCGGUGACGUCGGCUAUCUGCAGUGGGGUCGGGACACCUCGGAGGAUGACAGGCUUUCACAGGUGGGCAGCAUGCUGAAGACUCCCAAAUUACCUAUUUGGCUGUGCAACAUCAAUGGAAAUUGCAGCAUCCUUAUUAGCACAAACAGGCAGCUCUUAUCAGACUGGAAAAUGGAGCGUUUCUUUGAUCUGCACUUCUACAGUGGCCAGCCCUGGCAGAAGAAGCCUGCACGUCUGACCAUAGAUACUCACUCCCAUCACUGGGAAAGGGUCCGAUGUGAAGAUGAACACAGAACAGGAAGAAGGUUUUCUCCAGUGGAGAUGGCCAUCAGAACCAAGUGGAGAGAGGCCACCGUCAACUGGAACGGAACUGUCCCCUUUUUCUGA
This is a messenger RNA of Diceros bicornis minor, 1377 nucleotides long. RefSeq names its product MINDY family member 4B (gene MINDY4B). The transcript is spliced from 12 exons. Lineage: Eukaryota; Metazoa; Chordata; Mammalia; Perissodactyla; Rhinocerotidae. Gene Ontology annotation, biological process: protein K48-linked deubiquitination. Gene Ontology annotation, molecular function: cysteine-type deubiquitinase activity; K48-linked deubiquitinase activity. The coding region runs from base 1 to 1377 and encodes 458 amino acids. The record is from RefSeq and is a predicted model, not a curated record.